AGGGAGAGCAGGAGAGCCAUGCGCGGUUUCUACUAGAAUGGGACAUAGGACUGAUUAUUGAAUUAAGUCAACUGACGACUGGCUGGCUGGGCCCACCCUCAAUUCAAUGACUUCACAGGACUAAUGGCUGAAUACAUCACUCACCCGCCAUGAGAUCACCCUAAAAUCACAAUUAUCAAAAACACACAACUCUUUAUCGACAUAUAUCCUAUGAGACAUGUGUUCGCGCCAUUCAGGGGGUGUGGUGUGAACUCGCUCGCAGGCACGCUGGUGUGGGUGGGUGAGUGUGUAGUAAGGGGAGCGAGCGCUGCACAGAGAAAGCGCACUCAACGCUUGCGCAGGCACCCGGAGAGUGGGAAUAUAGUGUGCGGUGGCAUGGCUUCCUCUCACGGGAAAAGCGAACCUCGGUUCGCCGACUGGAUGGCAAAUCUACCGGAGAGCAUGCACAGCAUCCCGCUCACCAACCUGGCCAUUCCCGGUUCACAUGACUCGUUCAGUUUCUACAUAGAUGAGUCCUCUCCGGUUGGUCCUGAGCAGACUGACGCCGUCCAGAACUUUGUGUCCGUCUUCGGCACGGUGGCCAAGAAGCUGAUGCGCAAAUGGCUCGCCACUCAGACCAUGAACUUCUCCAGCCAGCUGGAGGCCGGCGUCCGCUUCUUUGACCUGCGCAUCUCCACCAAGCCCCGGGACCCAGACAACGAACUCUUCUUCGCUCACGGUCUCUUCAGCGCCACGGUGAGAGAAGGCCUGGAGCAGAUCAGCUCCUUCCUGUCGGCCCAUGCCAGAGAGGUGGUGUUCCUGGACUUUAACCAUUUCUACGGAGUUCAGAACCUGCACCAUGAGAAACUGGUCUCAAUGCUGAGGGACGUGUUCGGGGAGAAACUCUGCCCUGUCGUCUUCGCUCAGGAAGUGAGUCUCCAGUAUCUGUGGGAGAAUGAAUACCAGGUACUGGUGUUCUAUCACAGUCCUAUGGCCCUGGAGGUGCCCUUCCUGUGGCCGGGUCAGAUGAUGCCUGCUCCCUGGGCCAACACCACUGACCCCGACAAGCUGAUCCAGUUCCUCCAGGCCUCUGUGGCUGACCGCAGGAGGAAGGGAACAUUCUUCGUCUCCCAAGUGGUCCUUACACCUAAGGCCAGCACCGUCAUGAAAGGAGUGACUAGCGGACUGAGGGAGACCAUUACAGAAAGGUGA
Molecule: messenger RNA, 1191 nt
Organism: Coregonus clupeaformis (lake whitefish)
Lineage: Eukaryota; Metazoa; Chordata; Actinopteri; Salmoniformes; Salmonidae
Product: PI-PLC X domain-containing protein 3-like
Exons: 5
Coding region: 211-1191 (326 amino acids)
Biological process (GO): lipid metabolic process
Cellular component (GO): synapse
Molecular function (GO): phosphoric diester hydrolase activity
Source: RefSeq, a predicted model, not a curated record